GACAGACCUUGGUGACUUUUUUGAUUUUUUUUUAACUGACAUAGAAUUAUAACUUAAGUAAAUAACAUAUGAUGGAAUAAAUGGAAAUAUCUAGGUGGCUCCCGAUUCUUCUGGGGUGUUCUUUGCUUCACCACACAACUGCUGCGUACGUAGAGAUCGGAAACCUGCCCGCCAGCGUGGCGAUAAACGAGGACGAGGACACGUGGCCUGUAUAUCUCUACAGUGUCCGCGUCUACACUAGUGGCGGCACGGGUUUCCCAAGCUGUACUCUCUCAGACACCGCUAACUUCCGGUUCUCCGCUACUGACACAGUGACAGGACAGUUUGAGAUCUCCACGACGUCAUCACCUUCGUUCGACUACACGGCGUCACCUGUGACGUUAACGGUAGAGUGCACGUACGACGUAAAGUCUGACAGCAAGGAUCUGACCGUGAACGUGGAACAGAACGUCCCACCUAGCUUCAGCACUACCACGCCGUCUGUGGACAUAUCUGCCAAAACGACACGACCGGGCCAGAUCAUCUACACAUUCUCAUACACUGACACUGACAGCCCUCGCCCCCUCCACUUAUCCGUGCUUUCCGCCGUGGACAGUACCGGUGCCGACGCAACAUCAGAGUUUAAUGUCUCCAACGACGCAUUGUUCUUGGAAUCUGACAUUAAGCUGGUCAAGGUCACUUCCUACACCGUCACCGUGGUAGCCGGUGACAACGAGCGUCCCGCCAACUCGCAGACGUUCACCAUCACUGUCAACGUCAACGACAUUAACCUGAAACCGGAGUUCCUUAUCAACGCUUUAAGCGUGUUGUUUCCGGAAGGGACGGCAGGGCGGACGCUCCUCCACACCAUAAGGUACUCGGAUGGUAAUGGCGACCCCGUACAGAUCGAGUACGACAUCCAGGAUGCAAACAACGCCAUAUUCGACCUAGUUCCAUCGACGGGUGAGGUGUACCUACUGACUGGCAAUGCGUUUGACUACGAGGCACAGCCCACGUACACGCUGGUGGCGAAGAUAAAGGACCCGCUAGAGAGUGGCGACAACACGUUCACGUUGACCGUCAUCGUCAACGACACCAACGAGGCGCCAACGUGGACCGGCAUCCCCACCGCCAUCUCUGUGGACGAGAACCAGGCGGUAGGCAGCGUGGUGGAGACCCUGUCCACUCACUGCACCGAUCCGGACACGAUCCCGCCGGAAACUAUCUCAUAUGAGUUCCUCUUCAGCACAGAACAUACGUAUUUCGCUAUCAACAGCUCGGGGGUCGUAACUUUUGCUGUCUUGUUUGACUACGAUGACGUUAACUUAGCCAACGAGUUUAACCUGACUAUCCGUUGCUUCGAUAACAGUGGGUUUUACGAUGACACCUAUCUCACCGUGACCGUAAACGAUGUCAAUGACAAUAGUCCCACGUGCUCUCCUUCCACGACGUCACUGAGCCUACGGUACGACCAGAACGUCAGUGAGACCAUACAAACGCUUGAUUGCACAGACAUUGAUAGCACUGUGAACGCCGAACUAGAAUACAGUAUUCUGGGUCACGCCAUGGGAUACGGCACCACAUACUUUCAAGUUGACGCAACUGGAAACGUUUCAAUAUCCCAGACGUUCCAAAUGGACUUCAACACAACGUUUUACGUGAACAUUUUGGUUAAUGACAAAGGAACGCCACCUUUAUCGACUACUGUGACGUUGACGGUGACGUAUACUGAACGGCCGUUAAAUAUAACUUACUCCAAAGUGGAAGACUGUUUUGCCUGCACGACAAGCGCGAUAACCAUUUUGGCGGCAUUCGGCUUGGUUGGAUUUAUGGUGACAACAUGUUUUGUUGUGUUGCUCAUAUUGAAAUGUUGUUAUGAUUAUGAACAAUGGAAAAUAAAGAAAGCGUUUUCAAAGAAAAGGAAAAGAAGUUGGCGAUGUUUCGGGUGUUGCCGUCCAAGUGAGCGAGAGAAGCGUACAGCUGAGAAGGCGGUGGCACGCCGUAGGCGAGACGAGGAGUACAUCCGGGCACGCAACCAGCUCAUGGGCAUCACCGAAGAGGACGGCCUGGGUCCGGAAGAUACUGUCGUAUCAUCGAUCCCCACGAAGCCAGCCAUGCGAAAGAAGCGCCCAGUCCCGGUCGCUGGUCCAUCUGCCACCGCUAGCACGAGUUUGACUGGCCGUGAGCGAGACCAAACACCGGAUAUUGGCAUCCGAUCCAUGCAACAGCCCCUGACCACGAGCCAAAAAGAGCAACUUGAGAAAUUUCAAACGAUGAAGAAAAACGCUAACGAUCCGGCCAAACACAACAAAGAACAGGCAGCCAGCGGGAUGGUGUGGGCCUUCCAGGGAAGAAAAUAGCCCGAUCGCUAUUAUAAUCGAUUUCGAAAAAUUAUGAACAAUGAUAUAUUAUUGGAUUUUAUAAAAU
Molecule: messenger RNA, 2406 nt
Organism: Mya arenaria
Lineage: Eukaryota; Metazoa; Mollusca; Bivalvia; Myida; Myidae
Product: protocadherin Fat 4-like
Exons: 12
Coding region: 81-2339 (752 amino acids)
Biological process (GO): homophilic cell-cell adhesion
Cellular component (GO): catenin complex; plasma membrane
Molecular function (GO): calcium ion binding; cadherin binding
Source: RefSeq, a predicted model, not a curated record